Cylindrotheca closterium is the source of this 1305-nucleotide messenger RNA. The record is from the annotation of a GenBank genome assembly. NCBI's taxonomy places the organism in Eukaryota, Bacillariophyta, Bacillariophyceae, Bacillariales, Bacillariaceae.
AUGAAAUUUAUAGCAACUAGUCUUCUAUUACUCGAGGCAGCUUCCAGUCUCAGCAUUCCCAUGUCGAUGGGUGUUGGAAACUCUUUUGGAAGAACCUUUCGCAUUUCCACUUGGGGAGAAUCUCAUGGUGGAGGUGUUGGUGUGGUAUUGGAUGGUUGCCCCCCUCGUUUGGAAAUCACUCGGGAAGAAAUUCAAAAGGACUUGGACCGCCGUCGCCCUGGACAAUCUCGAAUCACAACUCCCAGAAACGAAGCCGAUGCCGUCGAAAUCUUGUCUGGACUGAACCCUGAAAACAUCACCAUCGGAACUCCCAUUGCAAUGUUGGUGCGCAACAAGGAUCAACGUUCCACCGAUUAUCUGGACAAUGAUAUGAAGGUUGCCUACCGUCCAUCCCACGCUGACGCAACUUACGAUGCCAAGUACGGUGUCCGUGCCAUUGCAGGUGGAGGUCGUUCGUCAGCUCGUGAAACCAUUGGAAGAGUUGCUGCCGGUGCCAUUGCCCGAAAGAUCUUGCACAAGUACAACGGUAUUGAAAUCCUGGGAUAUGUUUCCAAGGUUCAAGACAUAGAGACCAAGAAUGUUGACCAUGACACAUUCACAGUGGAAGAUGUGGACAAGAAUAUUGUCCGAUGUCCUGACGAAGAAGUUGCCGAAAAGAUGCUGGAACGAAUUGACGAGAUCCGUACUACUGGAAACUCUAUUGGUGGAGUCGUUACAUGUAUUGCACGUAAUGUCCCUGCAGGUUUGGGAGGACCCGUCUUUGAUAAAUUGGAGGCUGACCUGGCCAAGGCCUGUAUGUCCAUCCCUGCUGCCAAGGGUUUCGAAGUCGGAUCCGGUUUCGAAGGAACUUUGUUGAGUGGAAAGGAACAUAAUGACGAAUUCUAUAUUGAUCCAGAGACUGGAGCCACACGAACGAAGACCAACAGAUCUGGAGGAAUCCAAGGCGGAAUCAGCAAUGGGGAGAACAUUGUCAUCAAAGUGGCAUUCAAGCCUACCUCCACCAUUGGACAAAAACAGGGUACCGUGACGAGAGACGGGCAAGAGGUUGAACUUCGAGGAAAGGGCCGACAUGACCCUUGUGUCUUACCCCGUGCCAUUCCAAUGGUCGAAGCUAUGGUCGCCCUCACUUUGGUGGACCACGUUAUGAUGCAAGUUGCUCAAUGCGAGCUCUUCCCCAAUGAAGCUCCAAUGGAACUUCAACCCAACCCAAUGGGAACCACUGCUCACCGGGAAGGUGGCCCAGCUGUCUUUGCCGCUGAAUCAAAGCCAGACAAGGCAGUGAGCCAACGUGUAGAUGAAGAGUAA